GAAAGACACCUGCUUGUUUUGAAAGUAAUUUAAUUGGAAAAUCUGUUUACAUGUGACCCCGUUAUCUGUAGUGCUAAACUUGUUUGUCAACAGAAAGUUGUUGCAAUUUGAUAAUGUUGGAUACUAACUCUGAGGAAAUACGAUGACAUUCCAUGUAAGAAGAAACAAGUCAUUAGCUCUCUUCAGUGUUGGCUUUAUUGUUUUGUUAAUUGUGUAUCGUGAAGUGAAAAGGGAAUAUGUCAUAUCCAACCUUGAGUCCAGACUUGCUGCCCUUGAACCCAGGAGGCCAGGGAGAUAUGUCCUUGAAAUGAUGGACAAACAGGCAGCAAAUUUCAUCGAUUUUGAUGACAACACAAUACUCCUUUACAACCGUGUGCCAAAGACCGGCAGUACCUCAUUUGCGGGGAUCGCAUACGAGCUUUGCUACAAAAACAAAUACCAUGUGCUGCAUGUGAACAUUACCAAAAACUCACACCUGCUCUCGGUCAGGGACCAGUUGAGCUUCAUCCACAACAUUUCUGAGUGGACAGAGCGGAGGCCGGCCCUGUACCAUGGACACUUCUACUUUAUGGACUUAAAAAAGUUGGGGUUGUCAGAUGGGGUGCCAGUCUACAUCAACAUCAUUCGUAACCCCCUGGAUCGCCUUCUGUCUUACUAUUACUUCAUGCGAUACGGGGACAACUUUCGGCCGCAGGUCAAACGCAGGAGAAUGGGCAGUGACAUGACCUUUGACGAGUGUGUGGAGCAGGGACAGAAGGAUUGUGACCCAGUCAACCUCUGGCUGCAGAUCCCAUUCUUCUGUGGACAUUCCUAUAGAUGCAGACAGCCAGGCAGUCGUUGGGCCCUGGACAUGGCCAAGUACAACCUGAUCAACCACUACCUGCUGGUUGGGAUCACUGAGGAGCUGGGAGACUUCAUAGCCAUGCUGGAGGUCAUACUGCCUCGCUUCUUUCACGGCGCCAUGGAGCUCUACCUCAGUGGAGAGAGAUCCCAUUUACGACAGACAAACAAGAAGGAAUCGCCCAGUGAGGGGUCCAUCAAGAAGAUCCAAGAGUCCACUAUAUGGAAGAUGGAACAGGAAUUCUAUGAGUUUGCCUCCAUCCAGUUCCAUUUCCAGAAACGUUUGUUGUUCCAAGCGGUUGACAGCCUGGAACCUGGAGAAAAUAUAUCAGAUCGGAAGAGUUACCUACUCUCUGAUGGGAAGUUAUAUGUACCUAAAGAAGUUCAAAUUCAUUACGAGAAGGUUCGGCCCAGAUGAUAGGGGCUUUCCUGCUGUGAUAUGUCAUAAUGAAUAACCUCUGAAAGUGUAUAUUGAUAUUGUUGUUGAUUCUGGUGCUUUCUUUGAUGUUUUUAAUGAUUUGUUCAGUAAUACAAUAUCUGCAAGUCAUGAUCUAGUGGACUUAAGGCAUUCUUGAACUGAGAAUGAGGUGACCACGCAAUAUGGGAAAAAAAUCUGGGAAAGGUAGUGGGCACAUUUCCUGGAACCCACAAAUUAGUGAUAUUGACCAAAAAGUAGCAGUGAAAAUAAGAACCAAUUAAAGAAACAUAGUAACAAUAGGAUCUGUACAGCAAGGGAAUCAUUAAAAAAUAAUAAUUUGUUUUUCAGAAAGUGACUUGAAUCUUUAUUGUUGACAACUUAACUGUGUUCUUAAUGUGGCUUUCAAAAUUCUACGCAAAAUCUAUAGCUUUUGGUGCAUUUAUAAAAUAGAAAACUGCCACUUUAUGAUGAAGAACUGGCAUAUAAUAUGCUCACACAAUUUUCCUUUCAUAUAUGUAACAUCUGUGCAAAAUAAUGUUUUAAAGUUAAUCCAAUUAUGUUCUCGCGAUUAAUGGGUAAUUCACUCACUAACAAAAUUUGUUGAUUUGUGGUACUUGUAUUCGUUUGGACAUUUCAGUAGUUUUACAUGUUGAGUUGAUUAAGAAAUUGUUCAAUAGAUAAAUGUAAUUGACAUGAUAGACUUAUUUGUAUGCCCCCGGAUCAAAUUAUCGGCGGUAUAUUGUUUUUGGCCUGUCUGUCUGUCUGUCUGUCUGUCACUCUUGUCAUUCUGUCCCAAACCUUGGUUAAAGUUUUUGCGAAAACUUUUGCAAUAUUGAAGAUAGCAACUUUAUAUUUGGCGUGCAUGUGUAUUCUCAUGGAGCUGCACAUUUUGAGGUGAGAAAGGUCAAGGUCAUCCUUCAUUUCAAAGGUCAAAUAUAUGGCUUCAAAGCGGUGCAAUAGGGGACAUUGUGUUUCUGACAAACAUAUCUCUUGUUUGUUUGUAUAUUUUGAUAAACAAUAGCAGAAUACAAAGAUACCACAGUCUAUUAUUCUCUACUGAAACUAUUUUUAACCAGGUUUUCCGAAGGUUAUUAGAUUGGCGAAUGCGGGCGGGCUGGCUGGCUGGCGGGCUGGCGGAAUAAGCUUGUCCGGGCCAUAACUAUGUCGUUCAUUGUCAGAUUUUAAAAUCAUUUGGCACAUUUGUUCACCAUCAUUGGACGGUGUGUCGCGCGAAAUAAUUACGUCGAUAUCUCCAAGGUCAAGGUCACACUUUGAGUUCAAAGGUCAAAAAUGGCCAUAAAUGAGCUUGUCCGAGCCAUAACUAUGUCGUUCAUCGUCAGAUUUUAAAAUCAUUUGGCACAUUUGUUCACCAUCAUUGGACGGUGUGUCGCGCGAAAUAAUUACGUCGUUAUCUCCAAGGUCAAGGUCACACUUUGAGUUCAAAGGUCAAAAAUGGCCAUAAAUGAGCUUGUCCUGGCCAUAACUAUGUCAUUCAUUGUGAGAUUUUAAAAUCAUUUGGCACAUUUGUUCACCAUCAUGGGACGGUGUGUCCCACGAAAGAAUCACGUCAAUAUCUCCAAUGUCAAGGUCGCCACGACUAAAAAUAGAUUAAAAAAAAAAAACUUACAAAGGGGGUUAAUUUUUUUGGUCAUUUCAAAAGUUCAGUUUGAGUUUUCUCCCUUUAUCAGAUUUUUUUUUCACAAUGAAAACCUGGUUUUGUGACAAUUUUGUCCCUUGUUGUAAUUGUUAUAAUAUUUUACAUUUUAAUAAAUUUUUAUUAAUAUUUAAGUUUUAUUUGUAGGUGCAAAUAUAACAUGGUGACUUAUUUUGUAUGAUACAAUAUGAAAUAAUUUUACUCAAAUUGCAUGCAUAGUAAUUGUCUUGUUGUUAUAACUUUUCAUGUGAUCAUUUGCUUCAUGAUGUUAAUUGUACAUCUGACUCUAUAUCUGACUGUGUUGUAUAUUAUUACUGGUUGUGUCAUCGUUACAUAAAAAAGGCUUGUGCAUUUUAUAUGCGAGUAUCUUUCUCCCGGUGUCUUUUUUACUGAAAUGUGUUGCUAACCAGUGAAACGUUAAACAAUCUUAGCUUUUGAGUCUGAUUUUUUAUGCCCCCAGAUCGAAAGAUCGGGGGUAUAUUGUUUUUGGCCUGUCUGUCUGUCAUUCCGUCAUUCUGUCAUCAAAACUUAAACCUUAAAGUUUUGCAAUAACUUUUGAAAUAUUGAACAUAGCAACUUGAUAUUUGGCAUGCAUGUGUAUCUCAUGGAGCUGCACAUUUUGAGUGGUGGAAGGUCAAGGUCAUCCUUCAAGGUCAAAGGUAAAAUAAAACAAAAAAAAACUUAAACCUCAUGGAGCUGCACAUUUUGAGUGGUGAAAUAUCCAGGUCAUCUUUCAAGGUCAAAGGUAAAAAAAAAGCGGCGCAUUAGGGGGCAUUGUGUUUCUGACAAACACAUCUCUUGUUUGUAACUAUCAAGAGUGUGUGGUUGUGAAAACAAAUAGUUGUUUGUUAAUGCAAGUUGUUCUUAUGUGUAUUUUUUUUUCUAAUGAAAAAAUUACAAAACUAUGAAUAACAAUUAUGGAAUUCAUCUACCAGGGACCAGAAUUUUAUUUGUAUUAUUUCAUUAUUUUAACCUUCAUCUUGAAAGAAAUAAUCAAAUAUAUUAUGUGUAAUCAGUCAGUUUUGAAGCAUUUGCAUCAAUAUUUUUAUAUUAUGCAAAAUUUCAAUUGCAAAUUUUGAUUAUUUCAAAUUGUAUUUCUUAUCAGAAAUUAUAAAUGAACAAAAAAGUUAUUUAUAUCUUGGCCAAUAAGAUCCUUUUCUGAAGCCUUGCCCGGCUUUUGUUAUGUUUUCAUUUAUUACUACAUGGAUUGAUUUUUAUAUACUGCAAAAACACAUAAACAAAGUAGUGACAUUCAGAGCACAAACUAAUUUUAAACACAUUUUUUAUUUUAAAUAAAACAAAAACAUUUUAAAAAGUUGAAAUUGUGUUAAUGUCUUCACCUUGUGAAUCCACUUACUUUCACUUUCACUUUGUAAACCAUGAAAUGCUCUGAUUUGGUUAAUGAAGGGUUGCCAGAAGAAGGAGGUCAUGGUCAGAUACUUGGUCUAGUUGAUGCAUAUUUUAGUAUUAGAGGAAGAUUUUGCUAAAACCUUUAACCUACCUCAGUGUGUACUUUUCAAUUGUAAAUAGUAAGUGAACAGCAUUUAUUUCUAUAGCAUUUAUCUGUAGUUAUAGUUGAUUGUUAAUUAAAAAUAAAGGUGUUGAUUUGACACUUGUACUGUGAUUUGAGGUAUACUCUUGAGUACUGAUGAAGACAAAAUACCAGAACUGUCCCCCAUAAUAUACAAGUCAAUAACAACAUCACGACUUUCUUUUUGCCAGUUAUUGGGUACAGUGCUAUGGCACUUUUGAAAAUACCUUUAGAUAUUGUUUUCAUCAAAUUUUUAAACUGGGAAUAAAUGGAUUGAAUAACUUUCCCAACUAAUAAUUGUUUUCCAUCAAAUUUUGAGUCUUUCAUAUGAAACAUUGAAGAUACUGUGUACUUAUAGUUUCUUUUACACAUGGCUCUAAAAAAAGACCUAGGGUUGGCUCAUGCAUUGGCGGCUUUCUGUAUCUGCCUUAAAGAAACAAAUAAGCCUUCUGGAUGUAGGGGGGGGCAUAUGGGAAUAAACAUGUUUCACAUACAGAUUUUCUUUUUUUUUUGAAGUUUCACAAAAGUUUAUAAUAUUUUUGACCAAGGUGCUGGUAUGUUGCAAACAGACAUCUUAAUAUACUUGAUCUCAAGUAGAAUAGCGUGAAACUGAUUUAUGUAAUCUACUUUGUGUUUUCAUAUUAUUGAUUUUGGCAGCAUAUACUUGUGUACAUGUAAAAGACAUUAAAAUGUAUCUGUGUUUUUUUCGCUUGACUACCACUUAGUUAACCCUUUCAGUGCGGGAACCAAAUUUUAAAGGCCUAUGCAAACAGUUUGGAUCCAGAUGAGACGCCACAGAACGUGGCGUCUCAUCAGGAUCCAAACUGUUUGCUAUUCUGAUAAUAUUCUUUGAAAAAAAUCGAAGAAAAUGCUAAUUUUAGAAAUUAAGCAGACAACAUUUUAGCAGACGACAAAUUUCCCAGCGUGCAAAGGGUUAAAGUUAUUGUUCUCGCCAAACUCUGGUGUUGCAGUCUUUUUACGCAUUUUUUUAGUGCUCUGAUUAGAUUAAAUUUGUCGUCUGCUAAAAUGUCGUCUGCUGAAUUUUUUAAAAUAAGCAUUUUCUUAGAUUUUUUUCAAAGAAUACUAUCAGAAUAGCAAACAGUUUGGAUCCUGAUGAGAUGCCACGUUCUGUGGCGUCUCAUCUGGAUCCAAACUGUUUGCAUAGGCCUUUAAAAUUUGGUUUCAGUGCUGAAAAGAUUAGCCAGGCAACUUUUCUAUAUGACUGCUUCUACUACAGGUAUUUUAAACUUUACUCAUUUAAGCGGGUCUAUUGGCUUGUGGUAUGUUAACAAGUUCUAUCACUCUUACCUGCAAUUUAGAAGAAUUUUGGUCCCUUUUGUACUAAGAUAUUUAACUAAAGUGCAAUUUAUCUUAAAACUGUUUAUACUAUAUUUGUUCAAUUGAUUCAGGCCCUCUUGUAGUUUAUGCUUUAAAUGUCAAGUCUGUUGAAUGGCAGUGGUUUGUUGCAAAUGUAUAUAACGUGUCAAGUUGAGUACCAAUAUUCAUUGGCAAACAGUAUUUGUUAAUAAUUCAAUGUUGUUGAUACUUUAACAUUAAUGUUUUAAGUUUGAAAAUGCAAUUAAUCGUGUAUUCAUCAAUUCAUUAUCAUAGCUUAAUUGAUUUGUCAUUUUUGUGUACAAAUUAAUUAGUUACAGUUAAAGUGUAUAUAAACAAUAGUAUACCAAAGAACCUUCUUGUAAUACGCUUUUAGAUACUGUAGAUAUUUGAAAUAUGUGAACAGCUAAUAGAUAUAAUCAAAGAAAACAAAACUGGUACAUAUUUGGUGUUUAGCGUUAAACUGAUGCGUAGUAUAUGAUUUAAAUACUAAACAUUGGGAAUAUUAUAUGAGUGUAAUGUUGCAUUGGGUUGUAUUGCACUAGUUGAUUGUGGCACAUUGUAUUUGAAAAGACAUGAAAUAUUUUUAUAUAAUUGAUUAUGAUGUAAAACAACACUCUAGUUACCAAUAAAACAAAGAAUUAAUUUUAAACCUAAAAAUAAAUUAUAUCGACCUAUUCAAAUUUCUCCAUGCUAUGCAAGCGUCUUUUAUUUAAUGCUUCUGUAACGUUCAUCACGAAAUUAGUGGAUGUCAUUAUUCCAGUGAAAUUCUCCAAUUUAAGUCUUUAAAUUUAAAUAACAGUGGAAAAAGCAUCAUAGCAGCUGAGUUUGUGUGUGCAUGAUAUUACAUGAACAGAAAUAUAUGGCAUGCAAUGAAAAACAGUUUAAUGGAAAAAGUUGCAAAAUUACAUUAUUGAAACAAACUUCAUUUUGCAUUCAUGUGUAUAUAAAACCAUUGUAACAUACAUAAUUAUCAUGUUAAUGAAGUAACUGAAGAUGAUUGUGGUGCUGUUAUAUAUGUCAGCAUAGGUCUUAUUCAUACAAUAAACAGUUUCCUUCUUGUCAUCUAUAAGAAGCUAAUUUUAAAACUAACCUCUUUUCUUUAUGUUUUUGUGUAAAAAUUGUAAGGUUUGGAGAAAAGGCUGUUAGUGUUUACUGAUUGAUGUUAAUUUAAUUAGGUAUUAAUUGUAGAAUAGUGGACACUAGUUGACAUUUACACAAAAGUAGUAUUAAUUAAAGGCUCAAUGUUAGAAGGGGUCAGUCUUUUACAUAAAACUAAUGAUGUCACAGGUUUGCAUUUAUUUAAUUUUUUUGUUAGCCUGAAGGAGACAUUUGAGUCACCGCAUCUCAACUUUGUGCAUAUUUAUUAUGUUUAAGUUGAAAUGAAUGCAUUUGUAUAAAUAUGAAUUAAUUAAAUGGAAAAGAUCUA
Dreissena polymorpha is the source of this 7207-nucleotide messenger RNA. RefSeq names its product heparan sulfate 2-O-sulfotransferase 1-like. Gene Ontology annotation, cellular component: membrane. The transcript has 8 exons. Bases 143 to 1258 code for a protein of 371 amino acids. The record is from RefSeq and is a predicted model, not a curated record. Gene Ontology annotation, molecular function: heparan sulfate 2-sulfotransferase activity. NCBI's taxonomy places the organism in Eukaryota, Metazoa, Mollusca, Bivalvia, Myida, Dreissenidae.